Messenger RNA from Lymnaea stagnalis (great pond snail), 11888 nucleotides. The record is from the annotation of a GenBank genome assembly. Lineage: Eukaryota; Metazoa; Mollusca; Gastropoda; Lymnaeidae.
AAAUCCUAGCCUUCACCAGGAUUAGAACCUGGGACCCUCGGUUGGCUAGUCGAAAGCGCUGCCGUCCCCUAUAAGUUUAAAUUGUAUUUAUAUUUCGAUGUAGGGCCUAUAUGUCGCUGCCCCUCCCCAUCUCUUACAUGGCCGCCUGAUGCAGCCACAUUGCCCGCAUCUAUGCAUCAUAACACUGUAGCACGCCACGGCAAGCUCCUCAAGGCUCCUACGACUAUUUCAGACAGAAAAUUUCUGGACCAGGUGAAAUAGGCUAUAGUUUUUUUUGUCACGAAAGUCCAGCCAAUGCCAAGUUGCAACAGUUUUCUUGUCACGACAGUCCAGCCAAUGCCAAGUUGCAACCGUUUUCUUGUCACAACAGUCCCGCCCAAAAAAAAAAAAAAAAAAAAAAACAAAAAAAAAAAAAAAUAAAAAAAAGCCAAAUUGCAACAGUUUCCUUUAAUUUCGUAUAAGUAUAAUGAAUUCAAUACAACUAAACGGUUCAAAUAUUUUGAAAAUACAUGAAUUAAAACAUAGAAGCAUUGGGCGGGGGGGGGGGGCAGUAAAGGACUUAGCGGACCGCCUAUUGCACUAAGUCUAAGCUUACAAGUAAACAGAGUUAUAACUAUUACAAUACAAUUAUUUAUUUAAUUUGUGCAAAGCUUCGGUUUUGAAAUGUGUCUGUCCCAUCUUCAUUAAAGGUCGACUACUUUACACUACCCCCUCCCGGCUUGGAAUAUGAUCCGAAUUAUUUCUAGGAAUUUGCGUAAUUAUGCGAAAAUUUUGGUCUACUGAUAACGAUUAGUAUUAAAUACGCACAGUUCUGCAAUAAUGAAGGGUAAUUACUAAGUACCGGUAGUGGCUUGUACUUACGAACUUAUGGUCGUUUUCUAUGACUAUGAUCGGGGAAUAUUGAAUUGCCAACUCUUAAGUCAUAAGUAAUACUUUCUUUAAAUUAGUAAUAUGAUGUGUAUACCAUAUAGUUAUAAUACAAUGCAUCUAUAAACAGUUUCAUUUUCAGGUAAUCUCAUUUUAAUCAUUUUACCUAUUUUCACGCAUUAAUAAUAUAGACAAUAUCAAAUCAAGAUACUAUAAUUUAUAGUAUAAUAUACAUAAUAAUUAGAUAAUAAUAAUAUUAUAAUAAUAUACAAUAAUAAUAAUGUCAAUAAUAUAUGAUAAAAAAUAUAAUAUAAUAUGGUAAUAGUAUACUACAGUAUAGUAUAGAAGUAAAAGAUAAAUUUAGCUACAUUAUUACUUGUCAUAACAAUAAAUAAAUAACAACGUUUAAUUAAAAACUUAAUUAAAUUAUUUUAUAUAGUAAUAGUAAUAGUACAUAAAACAAGUUAGUCGUGAGUCAUGAAUGUCUUAAUCUGAAUAGUAUAUAAAUUAUAAUAAUAAAACAAGUUAGUCAUGAGUCAAGAGUCUAUUUACACUUACUUAGUUUAGUGGUUAUCAUAUAUCAAUAUAUCAUAGUCAUACCUACUGCCUACUUAUGCUUAGUUACUUAGGUUAUUGUGCUAACAACUUAAGCUUAAGACUUAACUCCUAAGACUAAGACUAAGACUUAAGGCAAGUUAAGGGCUUAACUUAAAGUAAUAAAAAUUAAAAUAAAUCCUAUUAUAUUUAUAGGGCCUAUAGCCUAUAUUAUAUAGGCCUAUGCCUAUACAGGAUUUACUUUAGACUUAAUUAUAUUUAAUAGUAUUAAUAAUACUAUAAUUUAUUAUUAGGCCCACAGGGGGCAAUGCAUUAGCCAUGAUUAGCCCAGCCACAACGAUGGCCACUGGUUGCUAUUGACAAAAAGUCAAGUGUGCCCAUCUUAAUCUGAAUAUUUCAUAGGUACUCCAACUCAAAUUUUUAAUUAUAUCUCACACACACGAAGAGAAAGAGCUGGCUUUAAGCUUUACAAUGACACUAAGAUAAUCUUUGUAUCAUAAUUUAUAGGAAAAAAGUUAUGAUCUUUUUAAUGAUUUAUUUUUCCCCACUAUUUGGCUUUGUAUUUAAUUUUUAAAACUGUGAUUGCAUUAUUAUUAUUACUCUUUUUGUACUAUUUUGUUUGUAUAUUUUUGGCUAUUAAAGUUAGAGCGCUCAAAUUUGGAGGAGACAUUUACAACACAAAUACAAUGAUUAACAAAAACAAAACACAUGAAUUGAGAAUUAAUGUAUUAUAAUUUAUAAAUUAUGAUUUUAUGAGCAUAUUUCAAGUGUAGAAAAAUUUAAUUUUCCAAAAAAUUACAUAAUUAUUAAACAAAUGAAGCUAUUGCUUUAACAUUUUCAAAACAAACAGAUAAUGUACAUCUUAAAGUAAAGCAAAUUUAAAAUAAAUAAAAUGCAGAUCAGCAAAAUGUAUUUAAUAUUAGAAAAAUUAUUUCAAUAAAAGCAACCACUUCCACGGCGAGAAAUUUUUACAUUUUAAAUAAAUAACUUUUAAACUAAUAAAGCUACUGCAAUGAAAUUUUCAGUACAAAUAGAUAGUGACAAUUUAAAUGUAAGAGAAUAUUCAAAUACGGUAUUUAAAAAGGCAAUUAAAACCAUGCUAUCCAAAAUUCAAAAUUGUCAUGUAAGUUGUCGACAUUGAUUUGUGGCUUCAGAGCUCUAGCUACUCUUCAUCCUCAUUAAUUGGUAGAUUAAAAGCAUCUUCCUUCCAUGUUUAAAUUUAUUUUUUUUCCAUUUUGCUAUCCUUGUGAUGGUGAUAUUUGGUGAAGUUCAUACUCACUACACCCCUAGGUGACCCAACUGCAAACGAAUGUAUUGUUAAUGUUUUUUCUGGAGAAAAGGCCACUAAAUCUUGACCUGCUACAGAUAUCACCAACUCUAGCUACGCCACUCAUCUUAUGGUAAACUAAGAUCUGUUAAGAAAUUUAUUCAAUUGAGCUCAUUCAAAUUUUCAAUUUUCCAGUUUGUGUCACCCCUGCAACACCCUAGUGACUCUACUGUACAUUGUUAACUGCGGGCAUGUAAAUACAUAUGUUACAAAUAAUUGCAUUUGCAGUAGACCUAAAAUAUAACUAUUUAGAAAUUGCUCUUAAAUUUUUGGACAUUUAGCCAAGAUAAUUGUAAAAUAAUAUAAAGUGUUUAUUUUAUAUGAGACUCUUUUACGAGGAGUUUGACAUACCCAACAAAUAGACAAGACUGAUAUAUAUAACAUUUAAUAAGUCAUAAAGCAAAAUCAUGGUUCAGGGUGAAUAUUCAAGGAAAAUUUCGGAUUAGACCAGGCCUAAGACAAGGAGACUCAAUGUCUUCUAUGCUAUUUAACCUAACAGUAGAGAGAGUUAUAAAAAGCAUACACAUUGACACCCAAGGAACAAUAACAGGAUAUUUUCUGAGGGAACUUGAGACCCACAACCACUCUCUACAAUCAACCCCUUCACUAUCUUGCAUAUCCUGAUGACAUAGCACUGUUCUGAUGUCAUAGUACUGUUAGAGAAAAGUAGUAAAGGCAUCAAAAGCCUUUACUGAGUUAGAAGAUGCAUCACAGCAAGCAGGGCUGGAAGUUAACAACCAAAAACAAAAUACAUGAAUAUGAUAAGAGGACAGACAGAUGAAAUCAUUAAAAUCAGAAACCAGACUUUUGAAAAAGUAAAUCAUUCAAUUCUAGUACCUAGGAUCUUUAUUAAAUUAAAGAAACUAAUUGUGAACAGAAAUAAAAGAUAGAAUAUCAGAUGGAAACAGGGCAUACAUCAGUAGUCAGAAAAUACUCAAAAAGUAAAAAUAUUAAAAGAAAAACAAAGAAAGGAAUUACAAAACUGUCAUCAGACCAGUUGUAACACAUGCAAGGGAAACUUGGACCCUAACAAAAACCCCAGAAAACCUAUUAAACACAUGGGAGAGAAAAGUUCUCCGGAAUAUAUAUGGAAUAACAAAUGAUGCAUAUUGAUGGAGAAUACGAACCAACCAGGAAAUGUACAGUCUAUAGCAGGAUUCCAUGCUAGGAGCAGAAAUAUAAAAGGGCAGGCUAAGCUGGGCAGGAUACUAAAAACAGAGGAGUGAAGCGGGUGCACCACCAAAACCCCAGAGGAAAGCAACUCAAAGGCACACCUAGGCUUAGAUGGAUGGAUAAUGUGGGAAAAGAUCUACAUACUAGUCUACAGAAGCUGGGAAUCCAAGCAUGGAAAAGAAAAGCAUUAGUUAUGUCUGAGUGGAAGGAAGUAGUGAGGCAGGCCAUAGCCCUACAUGGGCUGUAGCGCCACAGAGAAGGAUGGAUGGAUGGAUUGUAUAACAAUGAAAGAUAAAAUGGUUAUAAAAAUUUACAAACCUAACUUACUGUGGAGUUGAUGUUAUCCAAAUCAGAAAAUAAUGAAGAACUACUUGAAUACUUGAUUGGAGUCAACAGCAUAAGCAUAGAAUUGUAAAAAAAAACAUGAGGGGCUUUCGGCGCACAGAUAAACAGAUGAUUUUAAAAAUUUUUUUGGAAGGAAGUCAACCAACAGAAAUAAGAAAAGUAUGCAUAUCUGUUAAGUUUUCUAUGGAAUUUUUUUUUAAUUCACUUAAUUACUGUGAGAAUCAAAUAUUGAAAAAGCAAGAGCAAACAAUAACAAUUUGACAUGGUAUUGUUAAGAAACAUUUUUCGUUGAACCAAAUUAAAAAUUAAAAUAAAAUUUAUUAUAAAUAAAACAAAAAUAUAGAUUACCAUUCACUUUCUUAACAAGGUGCCAAAAUGUAAAAUUGUUUUUCAUUUAAAUAUUUGUAUUAAUAUAUACUAUUUUUGGAAGAGGGCGCCUUGCUUUAUUUUUUUGUCCCAGGCGCAGCUUUUGCUUGUCAUGGCCCUGUCCAUAGGCCUAUUUUUACUAUAGUAUAUUACUAUUACAAGUUCCAAAACCCUUUUGAGCCAUGACCAAAUUUUUCAUCAUAAAAUAACCACAUAUAUUUUAACUUGCAACAGAAUUAAUGCCAUGAAUGAAAUAGUAAUUGUUAUCAAGGUUACAAAUUUGCUGUUGAGUAUUUGUACAUGUUAUUCUUCUCAACAUUAAAUUUAAAUAUUUUUUCUUAGGUCUGCAUUUUACAAUCUAAACUUAGAGUAGACAAGGAAAAAAUUGCUGAUGUUAGUUCUAAUCCUUCAAUGUCCUUUUUUUUUUUAAUACAAAAAAAUCACCCUCCCUUAGCUUAACAGAGAAUGUACAGGUAAGAGACCAGUAAGAUGACCCCAUUAAUAAUCAAGUUGAACAUUUACAUAUGAACACAUGUUAAGCUGACCUGACAGCCAUGUGACCUCUAUUGUGCAGGCCAUUCCCAGUUAACAGGAACUUUCUCACUUGGAAUAUUAUAUGUAUAUAUUUAAAUGUAUGUCUAUUUCCUCUGUGCAAUAGCAUGUGAUAAAUUAUCUUUUGUUACUUCUGGACCUGGAAACUAAAUUCAUAAUAAUUUUAAAAAUGUAAAUAGUUUAAAUAAAACUAAUGCAGCAGUAUGUUUAAAAUCACAAGGCCCUUCAGAAAAAGGAAAUUUCUAGACUGUUUUAUUUUAGUAAUAAUGAGUGGCUCUGUCACUUUUUUUCAGAAAAAAAAGUUGAAAGCCUUCUGGGGAACAAUGAAUUGCAGAUACCCAAGGCCAGAUGCAAGUAUGAGGUUGUUUUGUUUUCCAUGGGCUGGUGGAGGUGCUGGUUUUUAUACAGCAUGGGGAGAAGAUAUUACAGAAGAUGUGGAAGGUAUACUUCAGCAAAAAUGUGUUUUUCAUUACAUAAAUAUUAUUAAAUGUUAGCUAGCUUGAUUAUAUUUUUUAAGUAAUUUAAACUCCAAAAAUUUGACAUCCAGUUUAUGCUCAUCACUGCACUUGUUGUUUGUUUGAUUAAAAAAUGAAAUAAUAAUAAAGUUUAUUUGAAAAACACGCUUCAUCCCCAAAAUCUCAAAAGCGUGGUACAAAGUCAACCAUAUUAAAAAGAGAAAUAAAAAAAAUCUAAAAUUUACCACAUUUAAAAAACAGACGCAACAAUAUAAAACUAAAUACGAGCAUACCGAUUCAAAGUCUUUCAUCCCGUUUCAACCACAAGCAACACAAGCCAAUAUACAUUAACUGAAAAAGAUGGUAGAUAGCAUCACCCCAGAAGGUGUUUGCGAAAUAGAUGUGUUUUUAAAUCGGUUUAAAAGGACUCCAGUAUCUGGCUGUUUCUGAGAGUGACUGGAAGUACGUUCCAAAUUGUUGGGCCGGUAAAUGCAAAAGUGCGCUUUCUGUAAGUCUCAAGGCAAACACGCGAUAUCGAUAUUUUGCCAUUAUCGGAUGAGCGGAGCUCUCUAGUUGGUACAUAAGGCGUCAUGAGUGCUUUGAGAUAAGAUGGCGCCAGGUCAUGUAAGCAUCGGUAGCACAAAGUUGCAAUUUUGUACUCUAUGCGAGUGCCGACCGGUAGCCAGUGCAGCUCUCUCAGAAGUGUUUUAGCAUGGUCGAAUUUGCGUUUGCGAAGAACAAUGCGAGCUGCAUUAUUCUGUGCUCUUUGAAUUUUAUCCAGGAGCGUAGCUGGGAGACCCACCAUGAGAGAUGAGAGCAUUGCAGUAGUCCAUGCGUGAUAACACGAAUGCAGACAUCAGCCUCUUUGAUGCAUCUAACAUUAAGAAAGGUCUAUGACUAAUCCUGCGCAGCUCUACAAAAUCGCCUUGCAAAGCAUGUUUUAUUUUUUUCCAUAGUUAGUGUUCUGUCUAAAUAGACACCCAGGUCUCGCACUGUAUGAGCAAACUCAAUGGCCAUACCUGAGAGAGUAAGUGAUGUUGUGUUUUUUACAGAUUUUUGUUUCUGAGCAGUGGCAAUGGGGAUCAGCUCAGUCUUUUCAUUUGAGCUUGUUUAUGGUCAUCCAGUGCUUAACUGACUCCAUGUCUUCCGUGUCGUACUAAGAAGUUGAGGGAACUGAGAGGGGAUCACGGAUUGAUGACGUUGUGUAUCGUCCGCGAACAUGUGAUACAGCAUGUCAAAGUGCUUGAUCACUGCACCCAGUGGCUGAACGCACAUAGUGAAUUAGCUGAUGGUCUAGUUUAUUGAAGUUCAAAUACUAAUAUGUUAGUUUCAUCUACACAGGCCUCUGGCCUCUUUUCCAGCAUACAUCUAACAUUUUGAUUUUCUACAACAUUUAUUGUUGCUACCUUUUUUUUUUUUUUUUUUUUUUUUAUUUGUUUUUUUUACGGCCAAGUUUUGUUUUUCUACUACAUUUUUUUUUGCUCUCUUUUUUUUUUUUUUUUGUAAUGGUUCUUAUUACGGCAGAGUUAUGCUUUCUUAAUAUUGGCCAACCUGACUUCUGCUGUCCUUUGCACUUUUUUUUAAGCAGGCCCAAAGAGCUUUUGUUUUGUUAAUCUGUAUAUAUAUUAAAAUAUCAGUAAGUGAAAUGCCAUUUCAUCUGGACAGCAUUGUCAGCCAUUUAGCUGCAAUGCAGAAGUUAAGGUUUUGGUCUGUCAUUAGGUCUGAUGUUUUCCUAUAAUCCUUAAGUUUGUAUCAUAUAUAAAAAGUAAGCUUUUAUGUAUUUUCUUUGUUUUUUCAUUCAUAUAUAGUCAUAGAAAUCUCACCAUUGUUUACAUGUAAAAUAUCUGGACCUGUUUUUUUUUCUGACAAAAAAAAACUGGCAACCCUACCUGUCAUAACUUAUUGAUAUCUAGAAAUUGUUACAAACAUUGAAUUUUAGUGCUUGAGGUAAACUAGUUAUCAUUUUAUUGUUUUAUUAUUAUUCCUUUCCAGUUUUCGGUGUUUGUUUGCCAGGAAGAGAAAACCGAUUCAAAGAUCCUUGCUGUGAUAAUGCCAAAGAUACUAUAGACUGGAUAGUGAGAACCAUACAUGAUGAAUACUUUGACAAGCCCUUUGCAUUUUAUGGUCAUAGGUAGUACAAAAUAAUAAUUAUUUUUUUAAUUAUAGCAUAUUUUAAUAAUAUUGUCAGUGGACAAUUAAUGUCAUUGCACCUACUAUAUGAAAUAGCAUUGGAUUUUUAAAUACAUAAGCUAGUUCUUUGAAUGACAUCAUUAUAAACCACCACCAAACGGAAGAAUGGUUAUGAAAUGUAUGUAUAGAGCAGUAACCAAGAUGAGUAACCAAGAAUGUAACAUGCAGUUCUUAUGAGAUGUUUUGCAAAGCAAUAGGAAAUAUUAUAUUUAUUGCAAAAAGUUGUGCAGUUAAUGGGGUUUUUAGCUAUCAAAGAUUUCAUAAUUAUACUUUAAAUGCCCAUUGUUGCCAUUAUUUCCAGCAUGGGUGCUUUGUUAGCCUUUUUAGUCGCUCUUGAACUUAAACAACAUUAUAAACGAGAACCAGAACAUAUGUUUCUGUCUGGAACAACAGCCCCACAUGUGAGUGUCUAUCUAGAUUACUUGACUUAAUUGUUUUAAAUAAAAAGCAAUUGUAUAAUUGCAAAUGGAUACAAAGCAUAUCUAUCGUAUUCGGUGACAUGUGUAAGUACAAAGCUAAACACAUUCUGAUCCUGGAACUGCUUCCAAUUACAUAAAAAAUUUCUAGGUUGUUAUAUGAGACUAAUUUUAAGUUUAUGUUUAAGUGAUUACCUGUGAAUUUGAUCAUUUUUAUUCAGUCACCUCACAGAUCAUCACGGAUGCUAAAUGUCUCAGAAAUGACCAAGGAUGAAUUCCUAGAAAAGUUGAAACAUUUAGGUAAAACAUUACAAUAUUUUUCUUUUGUAUACUAAGUACUGGCACAUAUAUACUAAGUACUGUCAGGUUCACCAAAGCACUUCUUAGAAAAAUUACAUAUGGUUCAAAAUUCAAAACUCAGCUGCUAGGCUAGUUCUAAAGGCAAAUAAACGUGAUCUUGUCACACCACUACUUCAUUGGCUCCCUGUACAAGCACGGAUUGACUACAAACUCUCUGUUCUCUGUCACAACUUUUUCUCGAAUUCCUACCCUUCCUAUCUAACCGAACGUCUUUCUGUCUAUUCACCCCUUCAACAGCUUCGCUCCUCCGCAGACGCGCAUAUUCUUUCUGUCCCCAAGACUUGCACAAAAACAUAUGGUCAACAAUCUUUCUCUUUCUGUGCCCCCAAACAAUGUAAUUCUCUUCCACUAUACAUCCGCAAUAUACCGACCAUCACAGCCUUCAAAACUGUACUUAAAAUACAUCUAUUUAAAUUUUAAUAAUUUAUGCAAAUUUAAAGCUUAUUUAUGACGAGUAAUAGUUAAGUGGAAAUGCUUGUUUUUUUUUUUAUAUUAUUAUCUUUUUAAUUAUUUCAGAUUAAAGAAAUGUAUAUAUUUAUUUGUAAAGAAAACAGAUAAUACUAUAGUAUAGAGCAGCGGUGACCAACCCAAAUGGCUUCGCUGGCCAUUUUGAUCACGCGUCAACACUUCGCAUGUGCUGCAAAUCACAUAAGCACAUUUUACAGAUUUAAUUAAGAUAUAAAUUUGUUUACAAAUAUAAUUAUAUCGCCUUAAUUUCUAGAAAUUUGUGAUACAUAUAGCAUCGAAGGAGGGGGGGGGGGGAAGGGGGCAAAAUUGGGGGGGGGGGGGGGGGGGGGGGGGGAGGGGGCAAAAUUAAUGGUGCUGGGCGGGAUGCAGGUUGACCACCCCUGGUGUAUAGUUUUUAAUAAAAAAUACUAGAUUAUGAUUGAUCUUUUCUUUAGUUUUUAGACCACAGUUUUAAAGCAGAAGACCAGCUAGCUGAAUUUUUUUUAUGCCUGCCGAGAGCUGAUUAAAAAAAAAAAAAAGUAGUUUGAAGUUUCUCUUAUUUCCACUGAAUUCAUUCAAACAUGUCAUUGUCAAGUAAAUCCUCAGUUUCCUCCAACACUUGGGAGGGUGUUUGAAUUAGUAAACAAAUAACUUAAGUCAAUGGGAACUGCUUUUUUUUUCAUAAAUGAGAAAUGUGUAUUUAUUUGGUGGUAGUGAAAUUCCAGAUUUGAAAAUAAGAAAAGAAAUUGCAUAACAAUUAUGUAUAAGUUUGCGAUUAUUUACUCAUAGCUUAUGAUAAAGCAUUGUGAACACAUCAACAGGUGGGACACCACCGGAAGUGUUUGAAAAUCCAGAACUAAUGGAUAUAUAUUUGCCACCCUUGUAUGCAGAUUUUUGCAUGGUCCCACAGCUCAGGUAAAUAUUUGAAUGAAAUUUUUCAUUCAAAAAAAUUAUAAUUUCUGGAACUUGUAUAGUUCCUUCAAGUAACUUAUUUCAAUUAAAUAGUGUUAUUCCUUUAGUCUUCAAGAUAAUAAAAACAGGACUUCUUUAUGUUAAGCAAAGAAAAAUUCUUCAGAAAUACAUUUUAUUCAAUAAAGGGAUGACUCUUUUGCUGAAAAGUGAAUUUAAAUGUGUUUUUAAAUUUAAACCAAAUUUUUCAAAAUGAUUUUUCAAUGUCAUUUUUUUCUGACCAUUUCACCAUAAGCUAUAAAGAGUGGCCAUCUUUCAUAAAUAUUAAUCUCUAUAUUUCAUAGGGGUCCUAUAUUACAUAGGGGUAUCCAUAAAGUAUAUCGACAGGGAGAGGGGGUUUGUUCAAAAGCUAUCAAAUGCAAACGAGGGUUUAUUAUAAUCAUAAACCACCAAGAAUUUAGUAAACAUUUCAAAAGGGAGAUCAGUCUAUAUCAGGCCUGCACAACUCAAAAUGUAAGGUGGGCCAUAAUACUUUUUGAAAAACUUGUGCGGGCCAUAUGUUGUGCAGGCCACCUCUAUAUAUUUGGUUGCUGUUUAUCAACAAAUGUAAACAGUGUUUUUUUUUCCUUUGGUUGACAUUAAUUGAGUGAUUCAUUUUAGGUGCUUUCCCCUUGAUGCAAUUGUCCUUUUUGGGCACCUGCUUAUGCAUAUGUACAAUGUUUUUUUUUCAUAAACAAUUAUGAUGUGAAAUAGAAUUAAAUGAGUAAAGUCAGCAUAUUCCAGUGUUUCCUACCUCAUACCAUACCCCCACCCUGACAGCUGAUAUGUAGAUCAUAUAGUCUAUGGGUAAAUAGCAAAGAAAAGUUGGGGGAUUGAAGAAGCAGCACUUAUGUGGAGGGGCGGCAUUUUCAAACCAAACCCUCCCCUUCUGCAGUGCAUAUCGGUACAUAAUCAAUGGGUGGAUCCAUAACAUACUGAUGUAAAAGUUAAAAAUACUGACUUCGUGUGCCGGCAGAUGUCCACAAACUAGCUGAGGAAAGGGGGGGGGGGGGCGUAGGGGGAAAAGAGGGAGGAAAAAUGUGUAUAUUAUGGGGAGGUCUUUUAUGGACAAUAAGUUAAAAAUACGGACUUCGUGUGCCGGCAGAUGGCCACAAACUAGGUGAGGAAAGGGGGGGGGGGGAGCGUAGGUGGAAAAGAGGGAGGAAAAAUGUGUAUAUUAUGGGGAUGUCUUUUAUGGACAACCUCUUAUGGCUUCAUGAAUAUUUAAGUUUAUAUAAUUUUUAUGUAUACAUUUUAAAUUAUUGUUCAUAGGUAUGAACACAAUUCCGAUAGUAAACCACCUUUAACAUGCCCAAUAGACUUCUUUGAUGGAAUGGAAGAUAUAGAUCAUGAUAUUGAAGGUAGGAGCAUAUGUCAGAAAUGAAAUUAAAACAGCUUGCUAUUACUUUUAUCUAAUUUUGUAUCAAUUGUUUUUAUAUUGAUAAAAAAUGUGCAACUUGACCAAUCCAGUUUAGUCUAAACUUUCUUUAUAAACUUUCAGCAUGGAGACAAGUCACUAGUGGGUCAUUCUCAUUCCGCAAGAUGCCCGGAGGUCAUUUCUUUCUCAAGGAGCCAGAGAACACUAAAAAAUUAACAAAUUAUAUCAACUUGAGAUUUAGUGGCUUUGAAGACAUUGUGUGAGAAAUCUCUGAAUUUUAAGCUCAACUUCGGACUUCAGCCACUAGUGAAUAAAGACAGCAGUUUCAUUAUUUUUGCAACAAUGCAAUGGGAAUUUUUUUAAAGGAUAAACCAGUGGAUAUUUAACAAAAGAAACUUGUGAAACUAUCCUACCUAAGUGUUAUUUUACUGUUAUUACAUUUGGAUAUAUACUUUUUUAAAAGUAUUUGGCAAUGCUAAAUUAGUCAAUAAAACUAUUUUAAAAUCAAA